This is a messenger RNA of Brienomyrus brachyistius, 3134 nucleotides long. RefSeq names its product uridine-cytidine kinase-like 1. The record is from RefSeq and is a predicted model, not a curated record. Gene Ontology annotation, cellular component: cytoplasm. The coding region runs from base 247 to 1854 and encodes 535 amino acids. Lineage: Eukaryota; Metazoa; Chordata; Actinopteri; Osteoglossiformes; Mormyridae. The transcript is spliced from 15 exons. Gene Ontology annotation, molecular function: kinase activity; ATP binding.
CUUGUCUCUUUCUGUCCGCUGAUCCCGCCAUGCUUUCAUUUCUCACUCUCACGCCCGUGAUCCAGGAAGCUGAAAGUUUCCUCUUAGAGCCGCGAAUCCAGGCAUAGUUUCGGUUCAGGUCUCCUCUCCGUCUUCCCCUGGCCGAGGGGAGGGGAGGGGCUCCCGGUGCAGUGUCGUCGUAUCGGUGCAGUGCAUCGUGUUACUCGCGCGCACCCUCGGGUGCUGAUCGCCUGCCAGCCGCUGAUUAUGAACAGCCUUCCGGCAUACUCCGGGGCGCGGAUAUCGGGCUGCUGGGCUCUGCGCUCGGACGGCAGCAGCAGCAGUGAGGAUUCCUUAGACAGGCUCUUGCCCCCCGUCAGCACAGGCCUGUCCCCACGGAAACGCACUACCAGCCAGUGCAAGUCUGAGCCCCCCCUGCUGCGGACCAGCAAGCGGACGAUCUACACGGCGGGACGGCCGCCCUGGUACAACGAGCAUGGCACGCAGUCUAAGGAAGCUUUCAUCAUCGGGUUGUGCGGCGGUAGCGCCUCUGGGAAGACCACAGCGGCCCAGAAGAUCAUCGAAGCCCUGGAUGUGCCCUGGGUGGUACUUCUGUCCAUGGACUCCUUCUAUAAGGUUCUCACCAAGGAGCAGCAGGCCUUAGCCGCCAGCAAUGACUACAACUUCGACCAUCCAGACGCGUUUGACUUCGACCUCCUGGGGGCAACGCUGCUCAAGCUGAAGCAGGGGAAGAGUGUGAAGAUUCCCGUGUACGACUUCACCAUACACGGGCGGCAGAAGGAGUGGAAAACGGUAUAUGGAGCCAGUGUGAUCAUCUUCGAGGGUAUCAUGUCCUUCACAGAUAAAGAGAUCCUGAAGCUCCUGGACAUGAAGAUCUUCGUGGACACUGAUUCGGACAUCCGACUGGUGCGCCGGCUGCGACGUGACAUCACGGAGCGUGGCCGCGAGAUCGACGGCGUCAUCAAGCAGUACAACAAGUUCGUGAAGCCGGCCUUCGAGCAGUAUAUCGAGCCCACCAUGCGCCUGGCGGACAUCGUGGUGCCCCGCGGUGGGGGCAACAUGGUUGCCAUCGACCUGAUUGUCCAGCACGUGCACAGCCAACUGGAGGAAAGGAAGCUCCGCUGGGAUAUGGCAGCCCUUGCUUCGGCCCACCAAGCCCAGCCCCUCCCUGAGACCCUCAGUGUACUGGAGAGCACCCCCCAAGUCCGGGGUAUGCACACCAUCAUCAGGAAUAAGGACACCAGCCGGGAUGAGUUCAUCUUCUACUCGAAGAGGCUGAUGCGCUUGCUCAUCGAACACGCCCUGUCCUUCCUGCCUUCCCAGCCCCACGUCGUCAAGACCCCCCAGGGACACGACUACGAAGGCAGGACUUUCCACGGGAAGAGGAUCACAGGUGUCUCCAUCCUGCGUGCGGGAGAGACUAUGGAGCCGGCACUCCGGGCAGUGUGCAAGGACGUCCGCAUCGGCAAGAUCCUCAUCCAGACCAACCAAGACACAGGAGAACCGGAGCUGCACUACCUCCGCCUUCCCAGAGACAUCAGCGAGGACCACGUGGUCCUGAUGGACUGCACCGUGUCCACUGGGGCCGCGGCCAUGAUGGCUAUACGCGUUCUGCUGGACCACGACGUGCAGGAGGAUAAGAUCCAGCUGGUCUCUCUGCUGAUGGCGGAGAUGGGGGUGCAUUCUGUGGCUUACGCCUUCCCUUCGGUCAAGAUUAUCACCACCGCCGUUGACAAAAAGGUCAACGACCUCUUCCACAUAAUCCCCGGGAUCGGAAAUUUUGGGGACCGUUACUUCGGCACGGACGCCCCAUUGAACUGGAGCGACGACGAGAUGGACGAGCCCAGUUACUGAAGAGAGGAGCGGUACAGGGAUGGACUGGGACAGCCUGCCUUCACUGGUACCAGUGGGAAUUGUGUGGAGGACCAGCCCCUUGGUCUUGAUUCAAGGCAACACAUGAGCAGUGUUACAGCUAAGACUGUACAUUAUAUAAAUAUAUCAAAUGUACAUAUAUUUUGGUUUUAUUACAAAAAAUUGUUUUUGGAUACAUAUUUCUGAAAUAUGUAUGCUUUGUUAAAACGUUUUUGACUGGUUGAAAUGUAGCUCCUUUAAGAUGAGAAAUGUGCCCUUAUAAGGAAGAAUCAGUCAUUGAUCCCUUUUCCUGACAGCCUUGACAUCUGACAGGUCUUCGUUUUUAGUUUCGUUUUAUUGUGCUAUUGUGUGAAAGAUGUGCUUAGAUUAAAAAAGAAGAAAAAAAAAACCUUACAGCAAAUGCUGAAAGUUGCAUCUACUACUGCGUUCAAGGACCACCGCUUCGGAAAGUACGUGGGCGUGAGUGUGUUUUAAACCUUGUUGUUUACUAAACUGACCAAACUAGUUCUUCGAUCGGAGGUAGUCAACUUUUUUUUAACAAACAAAUUCUCAAGAAUUUCUCGGGAAGGUCAAGCAUAUUUAUUGCAAUUUCCCCUGGACACAUACAAACCCGAUCCGUCCAAAAUAUUUCAGUGUUUAAGGAAUUAAACCGCAGAACUGACUCCAUAUACCCUUCAUUGGUUAGUUCUGUUUAUCUUACGCAAGUCUGCUUUGAUUGGUCUGUGAAUGUUCGCUUUUGUUGAUCUGACAUGGGUUUUUGUGAUCUGGAGUGAGGAAGACAAGGUCACCUUGCUAUCUCGGAGUCUUCCGGCGGCAUGCUGACGAUCAUUCGACAACCAAACUGUCGGGUUGCGUUCCGCUGGUUCUGUUCUGCUUCAGUGCAUAAAAUAUAAAGACAAUCACUCAUGCAAAAAAGCUUUUGUGAUUUUCCCAAAAGCACCAUUGGUUUGCUUAUGUUAUAUUAAGAAAAAGGUUUUUUUUGUUUUUCUGUUGUGCAUUAUUCUUUCCCUGCAUGCAGACAGCUGACCCGAACCUCCCAUCUCUGUUGCACUAUAUUUACCAAAUAUGGGGUGGGCUUGUAAGGCCAAUCGGAAAAUUCUUUUAUCUAGCUGCUGCCCACGGAUUUGCGUACUACUUAACGGAAUCUCCUUUUAACUCUCGCAUCCUUUCAUACCUGCGUUUCUGAUGCUCAAGUGCGUAUUUAUCGAUGCGUGUUUAUUUGUUGCUUGCAAAUUAUUUUGCAUUAAAAUUAUCACACAAUU